GUAGUUGUCACAUUCAUUCUUCGCGCGCCGUUACUAUCGCAUUGUUUGCCAAGUAUUACCGCCAAGUCCAACUGUUUUAAUAUUUCUAAAUAAUUCGUUGAUUUCUUUUUUCUUUGGAUUUGCGUUCGCUUUUCUAUUUGUUUUUAUACGAAAAAAUGAGAAAGAGAGAAAAAGAGAGAGAGAGAGAGAGAGAGAGAGAGAGAGAGAGAGAGAGAGCAAGAUAAGCGUCAACAAUCGAGUGGAUUUGUAGAGACAUAGAAAUUGUGUCCUUUUGGUGUGGUAGACGAAACACGUGUACCUAUCGCAUAAACCGCGUGCUCCAUGCAACGUGAAAGGAUUUAUUUAAUAAUUAUCCAUGGAGGAACUAUAUUUGUGGUUAUUGUCCCCCAACAAGGAACCUACUUGAAUCGUUAUCAUUAAGAUUACGCUAUGAUAGCUGACAGUUCGAACAGAUUUAAUCGCGAUAAUAAUAGCAACAAUGGUAUAGCUACGCCAUUACGCGAUCGCGGAUCAUGCGUGAUCCCGAUUCAACCGAAUCAUUGCCUUCCUAUACAUCCAGCACCACCGGUUCCAACUCGAGCUCUAUCUAUACCAAAGUCUCGAAAAUCUCGUUCUCCAAUAUUGAAACUCGUGAGGGCUUCGAUUUUAGACGCAGUCAACGUGGAACCUGCCAAAUCAACGACUUUGGAAGCUAACGGCGAUCAGGAGGAAGAGAAUAGCGCUACUUUUUUCCCCGAACGAAGUCAGGAACAGAAAACUUCCUUAGAGGAAACAAACUCGGCGCUGCAAACGAAUCAAAACUCUUGUUCCAUCAAAAUCGUAGAUCGCCUUAAACGGAAGAUCACCGAUGAAAAGUCGAAGGAACGUGGAAAAGAUGCUACGAAAGAUUCGAAGAAAAGAAGAAAAUCUUCUGACGUUAAUUCAGACGGUGGAUUCAAUGAAUUGUUUACAAAUUCUAAAGCUAACAUCGACAAAGAAGGAAAGACGGAGCUUUGUAAUGAUAAAAAGUAUGCAAUGUCGAUCGUGGGAUCAACAACAGAGAUUAAUUUUGGAAAAGAGAAGAUCGUACCACCGCUAAGAUUGAAGAAAGUCAUUCAGGAAGGAAAAGAUGGCGAUCGUGGUAACGCAGAACUACCCUCGAACAGAGAAAAAGAGGCCAAUUAUAGAAUAGUCACGGGUGCUACGCCUCGUCCAGAAGCGCAGUCUAUUCCGACAAUUUGCGAAUAUUGGACCAGAGAAAAUUUCGAUAAUGAUGAUAACUUCGACAUUGCGUUGGCAAGUUCGACCACUCACGAUGUCGUUCGUCGAUCUUCUGUCAAAAGCGACGAUUACAAAUUGAAAUAUAGACGCAAUAGAUUAAAACAAAAGCUCAAAGAAUUACAAGACAAGGCCUUAGAUCUAUCUCAGGAAAUAGCAAAUGCGCCUAAUAUUAUGAAUUCUAGUACGCAACGGAACACAAGACUCAGACAAAUGAUGAACUGCUAUGAGAAGCAAAUAGAAAAUGUUUCAAAGUUACUUAAUAAAUUAUAUAACGAGAAUCCUGUAGCGAACAAGUUUGUCGAUAUUGAUGAAAAUAAGAGAGAACAUCAAUGGGAUGACGAAUUCGUUCAAAAUUUUUCUCCAAUUUCGUCACCAGAACCACCGAAACUGUCCCCACGUUCCCCAAUAAAUCAAAAUAAGUCACCGGAUAGCGUUAGAAAUAGUCCACCUAUAUUGCCCAAAGUUUCUUUAAAUAUUUCAUCGAACCUGGAUAUUCUGGACGAGCACGAUGCAGAGACUGUACAGUUGCCAAACGAAUCCUCCUGGAUCACGUGCGAGAAUAAUACGGUAGAAAUUUCGUCGAUGGUAGAUACCUUUUGUGAAGACACGACAAAUCAAGAAUGGGAGUCUACUAAUAAUACCGAUGGAGAACAUCGAUUGACAACAUCUCCAAUUCUUUCAUCAUCUUCUAUCGAUCCGUGUUCCUCAGAAAAUAUUGAAAAUAGGGAAGUAUUUUUCAAUAAUAUUGGAGAAGUUGUAGAAAAAGAUAAAAUUAAAAUGAUGCAUGGAAAAAAGGAGAUGAUGAAAGAACUCUCUAAGACGAUAGAAGUUGUAUCAACGAAUCACUCAAUUAUCAAAGAAACGACAGAAAUAAGGAAACAUGAGGUACAAGAUGCCAAUAAAGCAAUUCAAAUUAACCAUAUCAAAAGUCCUAUAAUAAGUUCCAUCACUGGAGCCUCCGAGUUACCAUGUAAUAUGAGAUGCGAUCAAGUAGACGCAACUUUGCCAACACCACCGAUAACGAAAACGCAAAUGUCAUCUUCGAUCGAUAUGAUGAACAUCUUGCAAUUAGGAUCGAAUUAUUAUGACUCUACGCUUUUGAAAAAAAAUGCUUUAGAAACUAAUAAAAUGGAAGAUUCUAAAAAAAUCCAAAAGGUACCAUCGGGUACGACAUCAUCAAGGAAGACCAACUAUGACUCGAUAGCUUCGACUUUCAACCAAGUGGAAUAUCCUUUUACGGAUCAACAUUUUCCUGUUCAAAGUAGUAAUGAUAAUCGCAUCAUAACUGAACAAUUUCCUACGCUUGGUAAUUGGGUGGCCAAAAUGUCGAAGAAGCAAGUUUCUAAACAGAAAUCUAAAUUACAAACUAUGGGAAAUUCCAUUAGUACUAUUCCAAUGGAAGAACCAACGCGUACUGCAAAGUUUGAUACGCACAAAGUAUCACUGAAUGAAACGAAUACUGCCGAUGGUAACAAUAUGACAGUAAAUAUUACUCCACAAUGGAAUACGGAAAGAUGGCAGCGUCAACAACAUCAUCAACAACGUCAGCAACAGCAAUUAUUUCAACACGUGUCUGCUAGUGCAACUCCUCUAUCCUUUCCAUCUACUACAACUCUGAAUACAGGAAUUUGCACGCCACUUUCGACAACUCAAUUUUAUCCAAAUAACUAUAACAUUAAUCCAUAUAAUGGAGCAACGUUUGGUUAUCAUUCCACACUGUAUCCUGUUUACAAUGGUUACACAUAUCAUUCCCGUUUACAUCCAGGAACACCUUUGACAAGUUACCAUAUACCUAUGCAAGAUCCUCUUAAUUCACCUUUACGUCCAUUGUCACGUGUUGAUAAGCACAUGCAGAAUUCCUCUUUGCAGAAUUCAAACCGAAAUUUUACUUCUGAUAUUUUAAAAUACUCUGGAUCACUUCCCGCUGCUAGAUCCCAGCCACCAAAUGACUUUAGUUUUGAUCGACUCAGAACAACAUCUACCAACAAUCAUAAUGGCGAAGCAAACUGUCUCUCAUCACUAUUGCUGGCAUCUUCAUCUCUAUCACCAGGGACACAACCAACUUUACCACGUACACCUCUUAGUGGAUAUCCAGCUAGCAAUAAUCAAUAUGGACAUAACAGAAUAAUACCAGAUGUUGUAGCUGCAGCUGCAGCUGCUGCAGUAGUUGCAGCAGCUUCUAUCGGAAGACAACGUGCCUCUUUACCUUCUUACAGCAAAUCUGCAAGCACAGCCAUUAAUGCCGUCAUGGAAGUGGAUCCUGCUCGGCUAACUUCAAACAUCUCCAAUAAUCGUACUCGAGAACAUCUUUUAUCUAAUCAAGGACAAUCCAUUGAUGUUGAAACGAAAGAAUCACAAUGGAACAGUGCUGGAUAUCAUUCUAUACCAAAUUUACUUUUAGAAAGACUACCUUUUGUUAGAACAGAACACGAUUUCUCUGCGACUUCUACACUUUCUAAUAAUAUUCAAAAUUCACCAUCUAUAUCGACAGUUUCUCUUCCACAAAUAUCGAAAAAAGUUUCUAGAAGCAUUGAAAGAAACUGUGAAACGCCACAUCUUGGUAAAGUAAACAGAAGCCCUGAUACAUUGAGUAAUAUUAAAUGUUCCAAUUGUGGUAUAGCUGGAUCAAUGUUCAAAUGUCUUGGAUGUGAGAUAGCUUUUUACUGUAAUGAAAGAUGCCAAGCUCGACAUUGGAAUGUUCAUGUUGAAAAAUGUCCAAAAAAAAUGCCAAAACUGAAAAAAGUAGCAUAAAUUGCAUAUUAAAUAUAUUUUUCCGUAAAUCA
Vespula pensylvanica (western yellowjacket) is the source of this 4043-nucleotide messenger RNA. RefSeq names its product putative GPI-anchored protein pfl2. Bases 430 to 4011 code for a protein of 1193 amino acids. NCBI's taxonomy places the organism in Eukaryota, Metazoa, Arthropoda, Insecta, Hymenoptera, Vespidae. The record is from RefSeq and is a predicted model, not a curated record. The transcript has 7 exons.